Messenger RNA from Cannabis sativa, 2161 nucleotides. RefSeq names its product probable leucine-rich repeat receptor-like protein kinase At1g68400. Gene Ontology annotation, molecular function: protein binding; ATP binding; protein kinase activity. The coding region runs from base 1 to 1875 and encodes 624 amino acids. Gene Ontology annotation, biological process: protein phosphorylation. The transcript is spliced from 3 exons. Lineage: Eukaryota; Viridiplantae; Streptophyta; Magnoliopsida; Rosales; Cannabaceae. The record is from RefSeq and is a predicted model, not a curated record.
AUGAAAUUAUUAGUUCAUCAUCUUCAUCUUCAUCACAAUGAUCUAAUAAUACUUCUAUCAAUUCUUCUUCAUCUUUCUUCAUCUUCAUUAGCUCAUUUAUCGGUGACUAUAAAUGAUUAUUAUCCAGAAGAAAGAGAUGCUUUGAUCGAGCUAAGAGAUUCUCUAAUCUCAAAUGAGGAUCUACACACAAAAUGGACAGGUCCGCCUUGUAUUCAAAACGACACCAAAUGGGUAGGCAUUUCGUGUUCAAAUGGUCAUGUUGUUCACCUUUCUCUACAAGGAAUUCACCUCAAAGGAACUCUUCCUCCAACAUUUCUACAAAACCUAACUCUCUUAACAAAUCUAAAUUUUCACAACAACUCAAUCAAAGGUCCACUUCCCAUACUCACAAACCUAAUUCACUUAGAAAUCGUGGUUUUAUCGCACAACAAGUUUUCUGGUACAAUCCCUUGCGAGUUCACUGAAUUGCCGAAUCUCAAAACUCUUGAACUCCAACACAAUUUGUUGGAAGGAGGAAUUCCGCCUUUUGAUCAGUCAACCCUAACAGUUUUCAACAUUUCACAUAAUCAACUUUCUGGUCUGAUUCCAAACACGAGUGUUCUUAGAAGAUUUCCAAAAAGUUGUUUUGACCAUAAUUCAGGUUUAUGUGGGAAGCCUUUAAAAGUUCCUUGUCCUUUUUUGCCUCCCCCGCCCAGGCACCGGGCCCCGCCACCACCUCACCAUUCGCCUCCAACACAAAAUAAUGAUGAGAAGAAGAAUAUUUUAAAGAAAUGGAGUGUGCCUAUGAUUGCAGCUUUGGUUCCUUUUCUUGUUAUUGUUGGUUUGUUAUUUUGUUAUUACAAAAUUGUUCACAAAAGAGAUAGAGAAAAGAAGAUCAAUAAUGCAGUAUCAAGAAGGGCUUUUUCAUCGGAAAGUAAUAGUAAGAAUAAGGACCCAGAAAAAGGUGUGGAUUUAGAAUUCUUCGAUAAAGAAAUGCCAGUUUUUGACUUGGAUGAUUUGCUUAGAUCUUCGGCACAAGUAUUAGGUAAGGGUACUCUGGGAACAACCUAUCAAACAACACUAGAAACAGGUCAAAGACUUGCCGUGAAGAGACUAAACGACGCCAAUAACGAAUUGGGCAAGAAAGAAUUUGUUCAACAAAUGCAAUUUUUGGGAAAGACAAGGCAUUUAAACCUUGUGCAAAUUGUGUCUUUCUAUUACUCCAAAGAUGAGAAGCUUGUUAUCUAUGAGUUUGUUCCUCAUGGCACUUUGUUUGAACUUUUACAUGAAAAUAGAGGAAUUGGAAGAGUACCACUAAAUUGGACAACAAGGCUUUCCAUAAUAAAGGACAUAGCUAAAGGCCUCACAUUCCUUCACCAAUUUCUACUCCAUUACAAACUCCCUCAUGGAAAUCUCAAGUCCACAAAUGUUCUCAUACAACAUGAUCCUCAAAACAACUUAUUCCAUUCAAAGCUCACGGAUUUCGGAUACUUCUCUUUGUUUGGCUCCCGAAAGCCCUCUUCUGAUCAUCAAAACCUAGCAGCCUCAAGGGCACCAGAGUAUGCUCAAGGAAAGAAGCUCUCACGGAAAGCUGAUGUAUAUUGUUUCGGUGUGAUCAUUUUAGAGAUCAUAACAGGAAAAAUUCCAGGAGAGAUAUCACCAUUUAGUGACGAUGAAACAACAACGGAGGAUCUCUCUGAUUGGGUACGAGCAGUGGUGAAUAAGGAUUGGUCGACAGACAUUUUGGAUGUCGAAAUAAUUUCGGCUAGAGAAGGCCAUGAUGAGAUGUUGAAAUUGACUGAAGUUGCACUUGAGUGUACGAAUGAGGUGCCUGAAAACAGACCUACGAUGAGUGAAGUCUUACUAAAAAUUGAGGAAAUUGAACAUAGAGAAUAACUAAAGCUACUCUUUUCUUUAAUUUUUAAUUUUUUUUCUUUAUUUUUAUUAAAAUAUUAAAAUGAGAAAGAGUUAUAUAUAUAUAUAUAAAUUCUUUUAGAGUAAUAGUUAGACAACUUAGUUGGUAUUAGGUAGUAAUUAAGCAAUCGGCUUCAACAAUAUUUUCUAAAGAGGAAAAUAAAUUUGUUCAUAAUUAUUAAUUUCUUUGAUCAAUCUUUAAUUAUGUAUUAGUCAUUGUAAUCAAAUUUAAUGAUUGUAAAUUAAUAUUAAAUAUCAUAUAUUUAGA